UAUUUAUCAGCAAUAUACAAUUAUAAAGGCCCAAAAUUAAAAAAAAAAAAAAAAGAGAGAGAAAGCGCAAAAUCCCUCCUCCCAAAAUCGCUCCAUCAUAUAAACCUGGGGGGGGCAGGAGGGGGGGUCCCUUCCGAUCCUCCCUCCUGACGCCCCCCCAGCAGGCCCCCUCCCCCACCAUUGAAAGCCAUGAAUUUUGAAUUUGAGAGGGAGAUUGGGUUUAUAAACAGCCAGCCAUCGCUCGCCGAGUGUCUGACUUCCUUCCCCGCUGUCUUGGAGACAUUUCAAACUUCAUCAAUCAAGGAGUCGACAUUAAUUCCUCCUCCUCCUCCUUUCGAGCAAACCUUCCCCAGUCUCCAGCCCGGCGCCUCCACCCUUCAGAGACCCGGGAGCCAAAAGCGAGCCGAAGAUGGGCCCGCUCUGCCGCCGCCGCCGCCGCCGCUCCCCGCCGCCCCUCUGGCCCCCGAGUUCCCUUGGAUGAAAGAGAAGAAAUUCGCCAAGAAACCCAGCCAAUCCGCCACGUCUCCUCCGGCCGCCUCUUCCGUCCCGGCCUCCGGGGUCGGAUCGCCAGCAGAUGGCCCGGCAGUGCCGGAGGCUGCCGGCGGCGGGGCGCGCAGGCUGCGCACGGCUUACACCAACACGCAGCUGCUGGAGCUGGAGAAGGAAUUCCACUUUAACAAGUACCUGUGCCGGCCGCGCCGCGUCGAGAUCGCGGCCUUGCUGGACCUCACCGAGAGGCAGGUCAAAGUCUGGUUCCAGAACCGGCGCAUGAAGCACAAGCGGCAGACGCAGCACCGAGAGCCGCCCGACGGGGAGCCAGCCUGCCCAGGAGCCCUGGAGGACAGCGGCGAGCCGGCCGACGAGCCCGUGGCCAGCCCCGGCUGCCACUCCGCCUCGCGGGCGGCGCGGGACGCCUGCUCUCACCCGCCCGAGGUCGCGCCGCGUCCCCCGGGCCCCCUGCCUUUGGCCUCUCGCGUGGAGGACGCGGCUGCGCCGAGCCCCGGCUGCGCCCUGCGCCGGGCCGGCGGGCUGGAGCCCGAGCCGCUGCCGAAAGACGCCUGCCCGGAGCGGCAGGACUCGCCUUUCCUGCCCGACCUCGACUUCUUCGCGGCCGAUUCCUGUCUCCAGCUGUCCGGAGGCUUCUCCCCCAGCCUACAAGGCUCGCUCAACAGCCCGGUUCCCUUUUCCGAGGAAGAGCUGGACUUCUUCACCAGCACCCUCUGUGCCAUCGACCUGCAGUUCCCCUGACCCGCUUCGUGCUCCCGGCCCUUUCCACCCCCGGUCCCCUGGGCUGUCUGCUGGAAAACCCGAGGCCCCCCCCCCCCAAGUCUUUUAGACUUUGUUUUUUGCUACAAUUCAGGUAUUAUUGAAUUAGUGUUUAACCCACUUCAUUUCUUCUCUCUAAAAUAUUGGUCACUCGGGCGUCUUUUAAAAAUCAAAACGGAAAAAUUCCGUUUGGUAGACUCCUUCCAACGAAAUCUCAGGAAUAAACUUUAGGGGGGACUUUCUUAAAAAAGAAUUAGAGGAACCUAUUUUCCUCCUUUUUUUGUUUGUUUUAGACGGUAGAUUAUUUAUUAAAAUUCUUUAAUAAUA
Messenger RNA from Equus quagga, 1593 nucleotides. It is a transcript of the gene HOXB2, whose product is annotated as homeobox B2. NCBI's taxonomy places the organism in Eukaryota, Metazoa, Chordata, Mammalia, Perissodactyla, Equidae. Gene Ontology annotation, biological process: regulation of DNA-templated transcription. The transcript is spliced from 2 exons. The record is from RefSeq and is a predicted model, not a curated record. Gene Ontology annotation, molecular function: DNA-binding transcription factor activity, RNA polymerase II-specific; DNA binding. The coding region runs from base 190 to 1248 and encodes 352 amino acids.